AUGUAUGGAAUCGAGGAACAGACAAAUAAACGUCGGGGCGAGGAUGAAAUUGGGCCUUCAAUCAAAUUGAGAAAUGUUGCAUUAACUAAAACGACAGAAGCGGAAAGUCACCAAUUCCACGUUGUGGUGUCAGGUGUGGACCGUCCAAUAAGGACAUACAAUCCUAAUGCAGUUAAUAAAGGGUUGCGUGAACAAAUCGGUGAAUACAAAGUCGUGAAAGUUUUGGCUAGUGGAGAACUAUUGGUAGAUUGUUGUGGCAAAUCCCAAAUGACGAAACUGUUAAAUUGUAAACAAUUGGGUGACGCGAAAAUUCAUAUUAAAGCGGAAGAAUAUAAACAAACAAACGUUCAGUCGAAAGGUGUAAUUAAUGGAGUGCCGAUUGACAUAUCUGACUCCGAGCCAUUAAGCUUUCUAAGCGAUCAACACGUCAUAAAGUCGCAGAGAUUUAAGGUACGAAAGACAAACAAUACUUCAUUAAAUAAUACUGAAACAACUCCAAGUUUAUCCGUUCUAUUAUUUUUCGAUACUACCCGCUUGCCUUCAGUCGUACAUGUGGGGUACUUAAGAUUUGCAGUACGAGUAUACAAUCCGCCACCACUAAGAUGUUUUAACUGCCAGUCUUUUGGACAUAUUUCCAAAAAUUGUCGGGGAUCAACGCGGUGCGCGAGGUGCGGAGGACGUCACCUUACCAAUGAAUGUGAAAAAGCAGAGAGAGUAUGUUUACAUUGUAAAGGAAAUCAUAGUGCGGCAUAUGGCGGAUGUCCUAGAUACAAAGAAGAGUCACAUAUACAAAAAAUUCGUGCUCAACAAAGCGUCACUUAUUGGGAGGCAAGAUCAAUUGUCAGAAAAAACAACAUUGCAGCUGGUCCAAUUUUUUCAGAGGAAAAUUUUCCCGCUAUGCCGGGCCCCGAAUGUUCUUCUAAUCUAGAAAUAUUUCGUCAUACUAUGUCUCAGCCAAUACAGUCAGUUGAUCUGUCACAAUCUACAAGUUGUCAACAUAGAAUAACGCGGUCAAUGAAAAAUCAACUGCCUUUCCAGCGAGGUCCACAAUAUGACGGCAUGAGUAUACGUAAUACUGAUGAGGACAUUCAAAUAUCCAAAAUAAAUUCAUUAUCGUUUUGUGCUUUCAUAGCAGAUAUCAUAAAAAUCACUUUAAAUUUUUCUAAAGAAUCAGAAUUGAACAUGAUCUCAGAAAUAACAAAAACGACGCAUAAAAAUAUUGGGAUGAUUUCAGAUAAACAGAAACUUGUUUCCUUAGUUAAUCUGAAAUAA
Molecule: messenger RNA, 1272 nt
Organism: Styela clava
Lineage: Eukaryota; Metazoa; Chordata; Ascidiacea; Stolidobranchia; Styelidae
Source: RefSeq, a predicted model, not a curated record